CACUUGUCCUCAUUUCAUUUUACAUGUCUUUAGUUCAUUGACAAUGAGGAUUUACAUUCUCUUGCUUUUUCUUGUGCUAAAUAUUAAGCACUAGCUUCCAUUUGUCAAAAUUUUGGUUCUCAGACUUCUCACAACAGCCAGUGCCAGCAGCAAACACUGAUCCUUCCUCUUUCUACGUGUUGCAAAGGGUGCUGUAGUGCCACCAAAUUCAAGCUGAGACACUCUCCAGAGCCAGUCUUUGGUUUGGCUGUUCUAGGCUACUGCAGAAACAUGGCAGCACAACAUGGCAGCCUCUGUUAGAAGAAGACUCAUGACCUAUGCAGAUACGAAGGGCUCAUUCCAAGCUAACAAAGCACAACUAUUCAGAAUUAAGGUCAUUAUACACCAAAGAUAACAUGGUUUUGUAAACUGUAUUCCAUUUCUGCUAAAAGAUCCCCCUAAAUCCUACACACUGCACCUUAAAUCACAGUUUCCAUGAUUGAGCUCAGUUCAGUUUAUUCAUCACUGGCAGUUUACAGUGCAUGACAGUAGCUUAUCUAGCCAAUCUCUCUUUCCCUUAAAUUAUUUCCUUCAGAAACCAAGGUAACCAAAAUAAUCACUGGAAAAUUAUCUUAAAGGCACGGUUCAAUGAACAAUCUGCUUUACACUAGAUGUAGUCAAUCACCAAGAUAUGUCCAAAUUUUGCGUCUUUAAUUCCGAACUGGAGCAGUGAGGCUAACAUUGCUAACGAACACUAGAACACAAUAGUCACCCAAAUAGAUCAAAUAAUUUCUGUAAAACUGGCUGUUGGUCAUGUAUAUACAUGCAUACACAUACGCAGCAAGCAGGAAACAAAUAGUGACUGUUGUAACAAAACACUGUGUGUCUGAAGUGAUAAUUUUAUAAGAAGGAAAAGAAUGCUAUUAACUUAAAUGUACAAUAUCCUUCAGCAUAAUGAUGCCUUCACAGAUGUGCACCAUUGCACCCCCAUACCAUCACGGAUGCUGGCUUUUGAACCCUCUCUUCUUUAGUCCAGAGGACACAGUGUACAUGAUUUCCAAAAAUAAUUAAAAUUUUUGAUUCGGCAGAUCACAGGAUACUUUUCCCCUUCAGCUCAGUCCAUCUUAAAUGAGAUUGGGCCCAAAGAAGGUGGCAGCGUUUCUGGAUCCUGUUUAUAUAUGGUUUGCUCAUUGAAUGGUAGAGUUUUAGCUUGUAUUUGGGGAUGCAGUGAUGAACUCUUUUCCCAGACAGACAGUUUCCUGCAGGCUAUGGAUAGAAACAUGUCUCGUUUCAUUUAAUUUCAGCUUUUGUGUUUUUUUUUUGUGUGUUUUUUUGUGUGUUUUUCUCUUGUCUUUAUAUCUACAUCAGUAGCUGCCUUCCUCAUCUUUUAGUAACUGUUGAAACUCCUCAAACUCAAUGUCACAGCUGAAUGGGGAUUAGGAGUUAUGACGCUGGUGCAGUUAUGAACCCUUGAUAGACCGAAUCAUUUGGCGCAGCCUGACUGUGCAUUAGAAGAGCUUACUCACUCGCUCAGUAAUCCUACUCAGAGACGAUGCCUGGAAUUUUCAUAUGUAUAUAUAUGAUGCAUGUUGUUAGCCCUCAGUGGGAUAGAGAAACUGUGCAUAGUAGGGCUUGACAUUUGGUAAGACCUUCUCCUGUUAUGGGCAACAAGCAUUCAACAGAUGAUGUGAUGUCAUGUGAUGGUACUAGUGUCCCUGAACAUUAUGAGUAAAACAGAUAGGGGCAAACAGCUUCAGGGGGAUUUGUUCAAGAAUUUGUCUUGGUCUGAACACACAGCGUUUAUGUUUGGUCUUAGUCUGGUCAUGUAAAAGUACAGCUGGGUGCUUAAUGUUAUAAUAUUAUGACAACACACAAAGUAUGCAGAUCAUGUGAAUGUCUUCAUUAAGUCAGUUCUGUCUCCUUUGAGAUUUGUGUGGAACGGGCUGUGUUGCCAUUGAUUUUUCAUGUUUUUAAAGGUCUUAUAGGCAGGGUUUAAUGUAACACUGAAGUGCUGACUCAUUGGCUGUCUUUAGUUGCUAUGGUAACUGCCCGCUUAGGAGGAUCCAGAGCGUGACAUGAGGUGUAGAAAGAAAGCACUCAUUGCGACAAGAUUCCCUGGAUCAGCUUUUUUUCCUUGCCUGAGGUGAAAGAUAAGUGACAAAAUGUGGCUUUGACCAGAAGAAAGAAUCAAGCUGACAUGACACAAGAUUGAGGUAUUCUCUAUUUGGAUGGUAACCAAAAGAAGAAGAAGCUACAGCAAGGAUGCAAUGACAGCAUUGCGUCAGCCCCAUUGAUUUGGCUGAAGGCUCAGCAGACGCUGUAUACAAAUCUUUGCACCUGGCUCCAAAAAUCCAGAUCAGUUUUGCUGACCAAGUAAAGCAAUACGUAGACUGCAUUAGCAUUUCAAUUGAUCUCCUGUUAAUUUUUAACUACCCCUGCCUGUUUGUAUUAGACAGGCCAUGGAUACAGGCACAAUACCACAGAUUAAUGUGGAGGAUAUCAGUGGCUUGGACUAUGACAACCUCGAGGUUGCUACAGAUGACCACUUGAGAACCUUAAAGGCCUUGGCUGAGAAACUGAGGCUAGAAACAAGGAGGCCCUCAUAUCUAGAGUGGAAAGCCCAAGUAGAGGCUCAGAGUGCCAAAGCACCAUCUGAACCAGCAGAAUGCUCUGAGCCAGGUCAGGCUGUGGGACAGGAGCAUGCAGACAGGCCCGAACGAAAUGGCCAAAACUCUGACUUGAUACAAGAGAGCGAUCUGACCUCAGGGAGUCUGAAAGGCUUUGGAAAUAUUGAUGAGGCUCUUAUCUGGCUCAGGAAAGAACUGAAGGAGAUGCGUCUGCAGGAUCAGCAGCUCGCCCGCCAGCUCAUGCGCCUGCGCGGUGACAUCAACAAACUGAAGAUCGAACAGACGUGUCACCUCCACCGGCGAAUGCUCAACGAUGCCACAUUUGGCCUAGAGGAGCAUGAUGAGCUCUCUGAUCUUCUCUGUGAUGGUCCAGUCACACCAGGGUUUGGUCUCUCUGCGCCACUCCGCCUGAUUGGUGUCACUAAGAUGAACAUCAACUCAAGGCGCUUCUCCCUCUGCUAGCCCAAAACCAUGUGGGUGUGAUUGUCUUGUCAUAUGUACAAUGAGAAAAAAAAAAAGAGGUUCUGAAAUUACUACCUAUAGAAAUAUUUUUGCAAUGUUUUAUAUGGAACAUUUAUUGUUACGAAUUAUGAAGUUCAGAGCAGCAUUCCUGCAGCAGAUUUUCUUUCAUGUGCCACCCGUUCCAUUCAUUUGUGCCCAAGAAUGGAACAUGUCGGACAACUCAUGAACUCAUGUCUGUAAAUAGUGCUGACACAUCAGCAUGUUUAUUUUUAUUAGACACAUUAAGCCUUAUUUUUGCUGCAGUAAUUCUGAUGCUACCAAAACAGUCAAAACAUGCUUCUUCAUUCACUUUGAUCAGUUCAUAAGCGACAGAUGGCAAUCCUACAAUAAAUACAGAUGGUACAAUGUGGUAAAUACAAACUGAAGAAUAAAUGCAUAAUGUUUGACUUCAUGUGUAAACAAAUUUACUAUACAUUUUGCAGUUUUAAAAAACUGACCCAAGUAGCAGAUGUAUGUGACCUGAAGUCCCUCAGCAAACCAAGGCCUUAGUAAUGUGGCAGGGAAAUAUUUAGCUUGCAUUCUAUUCUGUUGUAUUGUGUUUUGAAUGUUUAGGAUCAUAAUUGGACGUUUUGUAUCUGCUCUGAUGAAGGUUUGAUACUGAAAUCUUGGCAAUAUGUCAGUGUUGCUUUCCAUUCUAGCAUAUUUUGUACCCACAAUAAACUUUCUGUUACA
Molecule: messenger RNA, 3800 nt
Organism: Pygocentrus nattereri (red-bellied piranha)
Lineage: Eukaryota; Metazoa; Chordata; Actinopteri; Characiformes; Serrasalmidae
Gene: fam167ab
Product: family with sequence similarity 167 member Ab
Exons: 3
Coding region: 2439-3068 (209 amino acids)
Source: RefSeq, a predicted model, not a curated record